This is a messenger RNA of Prunus mume (Japanese apricot), 1072 nucleotides long. Its product is annotated as DNA repair REX1-B protein. NCBI's taxonomy places the organism in Eukaryota, Viridiplantae, Streptophyta, Magnoliopsida, Rosales, Rosaceae. The record is from RefSeq and is a predicted model, not a curated record.
AAAAAUCUAAAUUUAUUUACACCGGUCGGCCCUGGAAGAAGAAAAGAGGAGGAAGUAGAAGGUAGGGCGAGAAGCAAAAUCUGAGUAUGGAAGAAUUUGAGAAGAAGGUCUCACUAAGAGACCCAAUGGAAGAAGACGAAGAAGAAAGGGAGAAGGCAGGAAAGUGCUCGUCCAAAACCGUCGAUUUACUGCGCGAGUUCCUCGGAAUUCAGCAGCGGAGGGCGGAAGCAUACGCGAAGUUGAAAAGAGGGUUUGGGGAGUAUAUGGUGUGUUCAGGGGCACAUGGGGAGUUGGCCUACCAACAAGUUUGCAGUGAGGUGACGCUGGAAUUCAACGAGUGCUCAAAGCAUGUGCUUCGUAUUGAAUCGCUCUUUCUCAACGAUCCCGAUUAUGGCCGGGUUGAUUUGGCCCAUCUCCUCAGAGCUGUCCAAACCCAGGAGAAGCAGAAAUUGAAUUUGACAGCUACAAUUCAGGUGCUGAAGAAGGCUGGUAGACCCUCGGAGCGUCUGGUGAGUCAUGAAAACUGCAGAUUUAAGAAACCAAUGGAGCAUGAGUGUGUGCAUCUCCAUGAGAUAACAGAAGCUGCUGGAACUGAAGAGGCAGAAGCAGAUGCCCAGUAUGAUAAUGAUCUCAAGGAAGCCAUUAGAGGGGUGCAGGAUGCUGUGACCGCUAUAAAUGAGCAUUUGGAAGAAGUCAGAUAUGAAAUUGCUGCCCUUGAAGCUGAGUAAACUCACAUGUUUCAUUAGGGAUAUCUUAUGGGAAAAACCUUAGUGGUUCCUUGUGUUGUAGGAAUAGAGCUAUCUUAGCACAAAACACCAAUGAACUUUGCAGUUGCAUGUUCGCCGAAUCCACUUUUCUCUCAGCUCGUAGGUAGAUUUCUCAUCCGAAAGUUCACAGGAAACAGUUCCAUGGAAUGGAAUUGAAAGAGGGUGACAUACGACGUGCCGUUGUUGGUCAUGCUAUUAGUAUUUGUUGUUCAGUGUAGAAACAAUCUAAUUUCUUAACUUCCUUUCACAAGGAUUGAAUGUUUUCUUGGUUCACUGCUUAGCUAAUUCAUGCGUUCAGAUGUGUU